Verticillium dahliae VdLs.17 is the source of this 1053-nucleotide messenger RNA. RefSeq lists its product as uncharacterized. NCBI's taxonomy places the organism in Eukaryota, Fungi, Ascomycota, Sordariomycetes, Glomerellales, Plectosphaerellaceae. The coding region runs from base 1 to 1053 and encodes 350 amino acids. The record is from RefSeq and is a predicted model, not a curated record. The transcript is spliced from 2 exons.
AUGGCGUCUUCCGAUAGCGGAAAGGAGCUGAUUCUAUAUCACUACUCCUAUUCGCCCUACGCGCGCCGCGUCAUCUGGUAUCUCACUCUGCGCGGCAUCCCGUACUUACAAUGCGUCCAACCGCCCAUCUUACCACGCCCGGACGUUGCCUCCCUCGGCAUAUUCUACCGCCGCAUCCCGCUCCUCGCCAUAGACGGUGACGUCCUCCUCGACACCCGUCUCAUGCUCACUGAGCUCGAGGCUCUGUUCCCCGAACUGCCCCGCCUUGGCACCACGCCCGACUCGGCGCCAGAGCUCCGCGCCCUCGAGCGGCUCCUCUCCACCUUCACGACCGAGACGAGCCUGUUCUCCACCGCCGCCAGCCUGCUCCCUACCGACAUCCUCUCCAGCGCCUGGUUCCGCGACCGCGCCCAGUUCUCCGGCCCCAGCGCCAACCCGCCGAGCGAGCAGCGCGUCCGCGAGAGCAUGGCCGCCGGCCGUCCCGCCGCCGAGGCCGAGAUCGCCCGCGCCCUCGACUUCCUGGAGCACAUCCUCCUCGCCGACGGCCGGGUGUGGGUCCUCGGCCCCGGCGCCGGCCCGACGCUGGCGGACAUUGAGGCCGUCUGGCCGUUCCACUGGCUCUACGAGCUGCCCGGCGCGCUGGCGCCCGAGCGCUUCGGCGAGGUGCGCUACCCCCGUGUUCACGCGUGGAUCGCGCGCUUCCAGGCCGCUGUCGCGGCGGCGAAGAAGCGCGGGCCCAAGACGCCCAAAGUCUCUGGCGAGGAGGCGGCGAAACGGAUCGCGGCCGCGCCGACGACGGACGCCGGCGGCGUUGAUGCGAGCGAUCCGGUGGCGGUCCGCGAGGGGCUGAAGGCGGGAGACCGCGUCGUGGUGUGGCCUACCGACACGGGGUCGACGCACAAGGACGCCGGCACGCUGGUGGCCCUUGACAGGACCAAGGUCGUCUUCACGGUGGAGGGCCAGCAGGGCGCGAAGACCAGAGUGCAUGCGCCUCGUCAUGGGUUCAAGGUCAAGAAGGUGAAGGCAGAGGGCCACGCUGGUGCGAAACUCUGA